AUGGGUGAAGAUUUCUUCAAAUAUCUACCAUCAAAAAUCGUAGUAGAAAUUCUCUCAAGACUUCCCACUCGAGCCGCUAUGGCCUGCAAGUUUGUUUGUAAGUCCUGGCUUAGUCUGCUGGCUACUCCCGAGUUUGUGAAUUCCCAUAUUUCUAGAUCAGUCCCUGGCCUCCUUGUUAAAACACACUCAACAAGCUCAUACGAUGUCAUUGAAUUUGUGGAUGAACUUCGCCUCGACUUUGAUAAGGAGCAUCGUUGGAAUGUAGCCUUCAACUUCAAACUCCCUUUUGACGAACCAACUCAUAGUUCGGUCAAUGGUUUGAUCUUUCUUAGAGACUUUGGUCGUGGUGAUCUUAUCCUGUGCAAUCCAAUCACUCGUGAAUAUAUCAAACUCCCUUGUCCUCCCAAAACUACCACCGCAGUUGAUCUUGAAAUGGAUACUUUUGGAUUUGGGGUGAGCAGAACGUCUGGCCAAUAUAAGGUGGUCAGGGUUUUCGUUGAAGCACCACGAAAAGAGGCAUACAAACAUGAUCACCUAUUACCGUUUGCAUGCCAAGUAUACACCGUUGGAACCGGAUUGUGGAGAAAUGUUCCUUCUGGAAGCCCGCCGCUUAGGUUUUUUGACUUCCAUGGCGGGGUACUUUUGAAUGGAAAUCUUCAUUUGAUGGCAUUGGAAAUGACAACAGACGGCUUGGUUGAACGGAUUUGUUGUUUUGAUCUCGAAACAGAACUUUUUAGCACAUUUUCUGUACCUCCUCCUUGUGGUAUCGGUGAACGCUAUUGUAAGACGCCAUCUGUUUUCAGGGAUUGCCUCUGUUUAAGCCAUAUUUCAUCCGAUGGGGAGAUUGUGAUCUGGUUGAUGAAGGAAUACGGAGAUGACAAUUCUUGGACAAGGGAAGUUUUCGUUUGCGAAGUUGAUAUAGGAUUUGUUGGUGAGCGUCAUGUUUGGCCAAUCAGAGUUUUCGAAAAUGGAGAUAUCUUGAUGGAAGAGGAAGACAAGCCAUUCUACUACUCCAACAAGACGAAAACUUUCGACAAUGACAUCUCGUUUCGAGGGGAUCGUGGUUCUUACUAUACCUCUAUGACCAUGUAUGCCUCAAGCUUUCUCACUCUGAAGAAUUUUGUGACGGAGAAUGUGAGCUCAUUUUGA
Salvia hispanica is the source of this 1149-nucleotide messenger RNA. Its product is annotated as F-box protein At3g07870-like. Gene Ontology annotation, molecular function: protein binding. The record is from RefSeq and is a predicted model, not a curated record. Lineage: Eukaryota; Viridiplantae; Streptophyta; Magnoliopsida; Lamiales; Lamiaceae.